AUGACUCAAUCCGGCCGCUUGGAGAUUGAAGUCGAGGAGAGAGGACGGAGCCUUACAAGCCAAGUGGUGAUCAAUGUCCAGACUGCUGCCUGGGUUGCCUUGACAGACCGACUGAGGGGACACUGGUCCUCCUGUGAAAGCAGCGAGGGUAUUGUGUCGAGGUAUGAAGUGGAAAGGCGGAUAUUGCGAUUUCUCGGUGAGACGAGGCAAUGCCGGCUAGUAGAUAGUAGGUAG
Molecule: messenger RNA, 234 nt
Organism: Neurospora tetrasperma FGSC 2508
Lineage: Eukaryota; Fungi; Ascomycota; Sordariomycetes; Sordariales; Sordariaceae
Exons: 3
Coding region: 1-234 (77 amino acids)
Source: RefSeq, a predicted model, not a curated record